Messenger RNA from Paramecium tetraurelia, 719 nucleotides. RefSeq lists its product as uncharacterized. Lineage: Eukaryota; Ciliophora; Oligohymenophorea; Peniculida; Parameciidae. The record is from RefSeq and is a predicted model, not a curated record. The transcript is spliced from 4 exons.
AUGGAGGACAGCUGUGUCUUACACUUGCUACCAUAAUCAUUCCUUCCUCUUGGAAAUGAAUUUCCCAGAUAAAAUGAAUUAAGUGACUCAUCUAGCAGUUAAGGAACUAAUAAUUAGGGGGAGAUGUCAUUCACUUAAAACGAAGGAAGCAAGAAGUCUUAAGGUACCAAAAAGAAAAUCAGCAAAGAUCAACCUCAAAAUAUGAAAAAAAAUCAAGGCCAUUGGUCUACUCAAGAACAUCAAGUUUAUGUUGAGUUCCUCAAACAACAUCAUAAUACAACCAUGCAAAAUCAACAAAACAGAAAAAAUAAUAAAAUCUUCAAACUCAUGUCAAUGACAAUUGGGACUAGAUCGCCAUCUCAAUGCAGAUCUCAUCAUCAAAAAUUUAAUCCAUUUACCUUAGCUGGGUAAAAGAGAAACAAGAAAAAUAAGAAGAGAAUCAACACUGAAAACAUCACAUUCGCUAGCUAAGCCCAAUAGUAUUACACACCAGAAAUCAAGUCUCAAUUAAGUAACGAAUUAUUAUGACCCACAGAUCCCUGCCACUUUGAGUACUUCUCCAAUUAUGAAGACUCCCGUCCUUAGUUAUAUAACUUUUGUUGUAACUCUAAUGAUGAGAGCGAUUGGUGUUAUAGAUAAAAUUGUAACCAAUAUUUGGAAGGGCUUCUUGACUGAAUUGAUUGUAUUAUAUUUAUAUUGUUUUAAAUAUUUAUAUCAUA